GCGCAUCUACAUGGAGAUUUGGUGGAGGCAGAUGAGUAUUUGGGCGAUGUGAGAGACGUUUUAUCGCCAAUGGACGCUGUCAUCGUGCAUUUCGGUGUUUUAUCAAAUUAAAAUGAUAUCAUCUGGGCAGGGUCGUGUAGUGUAGUGUGAAAAAAAUGCAGAAAUCCCUGAGGGUGUGAAAUUAGCACGAUUUGCAUGUGUUUAGUGGAACAAAAAUUGUGGCUUUUGGGUGGUUUUUGCACGAGAAGAAAGAACUGCGCGAGUGUGACACAAAAACUUCAUUUUCUGGCCCCUGAGAAUCUUCUGAACUUUCGACAUUUCCAGCACAUUUCUGGCCACAUCCUGCAUCCCCAAAGUAUGGAUAGCUCGGCAACACGAAGCAGCGUGAGUGCAAUAGUUGAACACGAAUAUACAGCGAUGCAGCCAGAUGAAUUGAGUCUGGUUAAAGGUGCCAUCAUACAGAAUAUUAAAGUACAACCUGGUGGCUGGUGGGAAGGGACUUUGGCGUCUUCUGGGAAAACUGGAAUGUUUCCGGACAAUUUUGUGCGUGUUCUGGAGCCAGAUGAUAAGAAUCCAGUUGUAUUGAGGGAUAAAUCUGCAACAUCAAAUAGACGAUGUAAAGUGGUUUACAGCUAUACUCAGAACAACAAUGAUGAACUUUCGCUUGCGGUUGGUGAUGUCAUUGAGGUUCUCGGCGAGGUUGAGGAAGGAUGGUGGCGUGGUAAAUUGAAUAAUCGUGUCGGUGUCUUCCCAUCAAAUUUCGUCCUGAGCAUCGAUGAUGUUUCCCCCGUGUCGGCAAAUAGGAUUUCCACAAAUAUCUCAGGCAAUCGUACGAAAACUAGUCUCAAUAGUUCACGGGAAGAUUUAGUAUCGGCCGGCGUGAAUAAUUCCAUAGCACAAGUGGAUAAGGAUGCACCGAGUUUACCCCCAAAGCCAGUACGUGAAACCUGCAAGGUUCUCUAUCCCUAUGAGCCAAUGAAUGAGGAUGAAUUGGAGCUGCUUGAGGGUGAUAUAAUCACGAUAUUGAGUAAAGAUUUACCAGACAAGGGUUGGUGGAAGGGGGAACUACGUGGGAAAAUGGGAGUCUUCCCGGAUAAUUUUGUCUCUCUCCUCCCGCCUGAAGCAUCACCAUCAAAAGAAAACCCAAAUAAGCCCGAUCGUCCACCUCCGGCAUCAAAGAUGAUCAUUCAGAAGACAACAAAUAGUAAUUCCACAAAUUCCACACGAAAAGACAGUUUUGGCUCGAAGGAUUCCCUCAAUGAGACGGGAAUUGUUUCUGGAAUUGUCACGGGGAAUGUGGCGGCACACCGGAAGUCACUUGAGAGUAAAUCAGUGGAUCCAAUUGCGGAGAAACCGCCACGAAAGAGCUUUGAGACAAAAAGCUCCGGGGAUAUCCGGAAGAGUUUGGAGAAUUUGGACGAGAAGAAGGCUACACCGCCUCCGGUGUUGUCCAAGAAGCCCAGUGUGCCAAUUAAGAAGUCCCCAACCAUUGGGAGUGUGACGGGGAAUUUGUUUUCGGGGCUGAAGCAGAAGGUGAAGCCGGCGGCGACUGAGAGUAAGGUGACGAACCUCGAUAAUCCCGAUGGGGGUGCUACGAGUAAAAUGGGGAGCCCACAGGUGGCGGAUAACAGUGAGAAGGGUGUUGUGGGUGAGAGAAUUUCACGGAGUUUCGGGGAGUCGGACUUUGAUCAGGUUGAACGAUCGAGUGGUGUGCUCAAGGAUAUGCGAGCGAAUCGUGCAAAAUUACCCAAAGGCCGAAGACCUCCGUCGUCUGCUCUGAAUUCCAGCGGUGAGAGUAGCCUUCUCAAUGGGAGCAGUGGGAGUAUUGAUGAGCACAACAAUAGCAAGGAUACGUCCCAGAGUGAGGAUGAGCUUGUGAAGCCGAAGGCACGGGAAUGGGAGAAGAAUCGUGCCCCGUGGAUGGCGGAACUCAAAGCCAAUCAGGCAAAGAAGACAUCACCAAGUUUCGAUACAACCAAAUCCCCAGAAGCCCCCCAAACCCGCACAACAACUGAGAGUGUCGUUGCGACUGUCAGUACGGACAAUCAUCACAUGGAGAAGUCAGACAUGUCCAAAUCCUUCAGUAGCUCCUUUAUGUCCUCCAGUCAGAGCACCAGCAGCAGUCAAAGGAAGACCAAUGAAACCUUUGAAGUGCGAUCAAAUAGUGUGGACGUUAAAAGCUCAAGCGCGUCAUUUGAUGUGACAAAGAAGGAGUCUUCAGAUGCUAUGACCAAGUCCGUGUCGGCAAUGUCAACAAAGAUCUCCAUUUCGGACAGCACAGCACAACACACAGCCGUCGCGGAGGAAGUUAUCCCAAAGCCACGACCAGUGAGUGUCGGUGUUAAUUUACGGAAUCGCAGCAAUUCCCCAAUGAGGCAAAUCAGUGCAGGACGUCCACCAAGUGUGGGCGGUGAGACGGCUCUCAAUGCCAUCAUUAGCCAAGGGCAUGAGGGGCAGCAGCAAUCAGAGGGGAAGGUGCACGAAUUGGAGCAACGUGUGGCGAAACUCGAGAGGAUUGUUCAGAGCCAGGGGAGUGCUAUUGAGGACCUCGUACGACGUCUUCGCGAUGAAACAGACAAAGUGCGAACGUUGAAGGCUGAGCUGGAAAAGUACGCGCAAUGUGUGACGCAGAUUCACUAUUUUAUGAAUCAGCAAAUGAUGGAUCCUUUUAAAAUUAUAUACAUACAUUAUACAUUGAAAAAAAAAAAAAUAAAAAUUAAAAAUUGAAAAAAUAAUUAUAAAAGUGUCAAGAACGAAAGUUUUUUUUUGUAAUGCAAACGAGAUAAAUUAUUUCAACGUAAAAAAAAGCUGUAAAAUAUUAUUGCGCAAUAUACAAAGAAUAUAAAUAUAUAUAUUUUUUAUAUGCUUAAAGAGUGAGAAUUUUUGUGAGAUUUUUUUGUAUGUAAAUUCAUAAAAUGUGCAAUUAAUGAAAAACAAAAAAAAAUAUUGCACAUUCAGCAAAGAAAAAAUAUUGAAAAAAUGCUGUAAAAAAUGGCACAAAUUGUGUAGAAGAAUCACGCGCUUUUUUGUGUAGAUAAAAGGGAUAAAUAUUAAAUAGAAUUUGGAUAUUUUCCACCAAGUAGGGUUAGAGGAAAUAUCCUAAAUCACGAACAUGUUUGCAUUUUAUCGCAAAAGUUUAUUUUUGUGAGAAAAUUCUGCAUACAGAUUCAAAUGGCUUUAGGCAGAAAUCUUGAGCUGUUUUAGAUAGAGUAGUAAACAAGAAGAAAAUCAAUGUUCGGGAAAAAGCUUUAUCUCCACACACACAGACACGCUUCAAGAAUGCAAACAUGCGGACUUUCCAAAUACAACAUUUUGUAUAAAAUUUAUGGAGAGAAAAGUGCUUGAAGAUGGAAGAAUAUGAUAGAAAUCACUUUAGAACGACGAUAUCAAUUUUUUGAAUAGUAAAAUGCUUGUGCUUCCUUCACAGAAAUAUUCAGUUGCUAUUACAAUAUUUUAUACAGAAAAAGAAAUAUUUUUGCAUAGUGAUCCCAACAUAAGAUAAACAUCAUUUUGAGAAAGAGAGAAAAGAAAAUUUUAUCGAGUAAUAGAAUUAAAAAAAAAAUAAAUAAAAAUUAUACACCAUGGAAAGAAGAAAAGAUAUAUAUUUAUUUUGCUAUUUAUUAAGGAAUUUUACAACAUUCGAAAAGGAAAUAUUUUUUAAAAAAAGAAAAUUUGCAUUUGUACAUAGAAAUUAUUAUUAAAGUAAAAGAGAAAAAUUAAAAAAGUAUAUUUAACAGUAAAAUGAAGAAUUUGUGAGAAGGAGAAAAAAUUUUGAGAGAUUAAAAAUUGCCAGGCCUUUAUGCAUUUCAUUUUUAAAAGAAAUAU
This is a messenger RNA of Lutzomyia longipalpis, 3825 nucleotides long. It is a transcript of the gene cindr, whose product is annotated as CD2-associated protein. Lineage: Eukaryota; Metazoa; Arthropoda; Insecta; Diptera; Psychodidae. Gene Ontology annotation, molecular function: protein binding. The record is from RefSeq and is a predicted model, not a curated record. The transcript has 7 exons. Bases 196 to 2727 code for a protein of 843 amino acids.